ACGGCCGAGACGUAUACCACCGGCGAAGAGUUCGACGUGACGUACCAAUGACCUCCAGCAUGGUCGACCGCUGCCGCGCCUUCGUCGCCGCAGCGACGCUCUGCCUCGUCUUCGCGAACGGCGUGGCCGCGGCGCGGCUGCUGGAGGAGCACCGCUUUGUUGCCGGCGUGGCACCGGCGGCGGCUGCGGAUAUGGUGAUGGACGUGUCCGCGGCGUCGCCGGAGGGGUCUGCCACGUGGGAGCGCGGGGACGAGGCCCUCGGCGCCGGGAAGUGGCUGCCCCUGCCGCUGGCCACCGCGCUGUCAGGCGGCCUGCGGUUCCCGGGGGUGUUCCAGCUCCCUUCGGCGACCGUGGGCGCGUCCAUGCCGUGGAUGGCCGGCGCGCCGCCCGCGCUCGCCGGGCCGGGGAUGCCGGCGCUCGUGCCGCCCUACGUCGGCGUGACCCGACAGGAGCAGCUCAGCGUGUGGGCCUCGCUGUUCAACCCGUUCCGCGUCAGGCCGAGGGUGCCGGCCCAGCCGUCGUCGGUGCCGGCGGAGCCCAGGGUCCCCGCCGUCGCCAGCGCAGGGCUCGACAGGACAACGACGGUGGACCAGCCGGCCGCCGGCGCGCAGAUCGGCGAGCCCAAGUGGGGCGUCUUCUUGGGAUCCGCUACUCCAAACAUCCACGGCUAGCUUAGCUACUCCAUUCUCAAGGCACCAAUGCCGCAUGCAGUUCUACUAAGUAAAACUAUAAUUAAGUUAAAAAACAUAAGAAUAUGAAGGAACUUUCUUUUUGGAGAUAAUUAUUGUAGUAUAGAUAGAUGUAUGCACUUUUGCACCCCAGUGAACUGUUUCUAGAUAGAGCAAAAGAGAUUUGCUGUUUGUAAUGUUCAUUUUGAACCAACAAUCAAUCAUGGCACGAUUGAAAAAAAAAGUUAGUGU
Messenger RNA from Hordeum vulgare subsp. vulgare (domesticated barley), 920 nucleotides. RefSeq lists its product as uncharacterized. Lineage: Eukaryota; Viridiplantae; Streptophyta; Magnoliopsida; Poales; Poaceae. Bases 48 to 671 code for a protein of 207 amino acids. The transcript has a single exon. The record is from RefSeq and is a predicted model, not a curated record.